AUGUUCAGUCUAGGAUCUGCAGGCAUGGGCUCAGCGUCACAUCCCAAUAACAACGGCCCCUUAUCCAAGAGGAAGAUGUCUAGAAAAGACAAUGCCCCGCCAACGGAUAAACACUUCAUGUACCCGCCGGUCGAGAGCUUCGAGCCAGCCAUUGAUGGACCCCCAUCACCUCAAGGUAUACGCGCAUACACUGAGCAGAUGAGAAGGGGCUCGGCCUUUGUCCCCAAAUCGACUACCCCUUCAUUCACCUCAGCUUCCUCCUUCCGAUCCCGUCAAUCCAGUCUCGAUUCCUCCAACAGAAUCGAAUUGCAACGAAAAUCCUCUGGCAGAUCAAACGGCAGUAGUAUGGCGGCGAAAGAUAGACCCGAUAGUAUAAACCUAUUCGGAAAAACGAUCUUCUCCCGAAGCAGUAAAAAGUUUAGGCGCAAUCAUCCUUCAAUGGGGGGAUCUUCAACAUCGCUUGCGAGUGGUGCUGGAGAGAAGGAACGUGGCGAUGCAUCUAGUCGCAGUCCACCACCUACCAGUUACCGCGCUCGAAAGAGUACCAUCUCUGGACCAUACAACUUCCAACACAUUACACACACCCAACAAAAUGAACUACCCGACUUGAGGCAAAUUCCUCCCACGGAAUUGGUCUCCGAAUUCUCGGCUUUACGGGCAUCUCAAGCUCCAACGAGCGGGAAUCUCAAGGGUAUUAGAGCUCGAGAUCUCAUGUUUGAAAAUUUCUCUUUGGUAGCAAUAGACUAUGCCCCCGAUGUUGACGCGCCUAGAAGUCCCACGAGCCCCAAGAGUCCUUCGUGUCCUGUUACCCCGCAAAGACAAACCGCACAUCGGGCGUCUGUAACACCACCACAAAACAAUCCAUGGAGACCUAUUAAUUACUCCAUGUCACAUGACAAUCUUCGAUCAGUGCCUGUACGCCCAUCACGGUCUCCUGAGUCUCCUCGCUGUACGGUUGAUCCACCCGCUCGAACAUCGUCGAGAGCAGCCUCGAGUUUCUUCAACCAUGUCGACCCCUCCACCGCGCUUGAUUUUGGUCCAUCUUUGAAUGCCAACCUCCAGGAAUCAGCACCGUUUGAUUUUACUCCGCAGACACAUCCUUCGCCACCUAAAUGGGAUAGAAGGGAGUCAGACGUAUCUGCCAAGCACCUGUCCCAUGCAGUCACGACUCCCGGCGAGGAGGCAUGGCCUUUGUCUGCACCAUUAAAUGGAAAUUUUGGAGUUGAUCUUGCGGAUGUCCCCGAAGAGGAUGAGCAGAGCAGGACGCGAUCGAGAGAGUCGAGCACAGAUGGUGAAUUGCGACUUUCAAAAUCGGUCCCAGGUUUGAGGAUGAGAGCACUUGAGCAAGCUCCACAUAUGCCGGAUAUGCCACCGAUUCUGGGAAGGCUUGGCUCUGUUGACACCUCAAGAUUUUUGAAACGACCCAACUCACCCAAGCUCAGCUUAACCACGGAUUCUUGGGAAGACGCGAUCGAUUUUUGUUACAUGGAUGAAGCUGGCGAAGAUUGGGAUUAUCAACCCGAGGAAACAUCUGAGCAGAACAAACCUGUCAUAGCCCAAGUGGGACAGCCCGCUAUGGAUUUGCAUCUUGAUAACCAACGUCAUGCUUCCCCUGGCCGAUUCCGUCCAUCUUUACUGGUCCCUGCACCUCUCGAUCUUCCCGCACUUUCUCCACUGUCAAACUUGUCGAGCGCAUCAUCAUUUCUACCUACGCCAACCGAUUACUUCCGCCCCAAUCACAUGCGACCCAAUUCCCAUGCAUCUUCGUUCAAAGAGUCGGAUGGGUUCAAUCUCUCCCCAACUCUUCUCAUUCCUUCGGAUGAAUAUUCUCUACAGAGCGAACAAGAUGCUUUGUUUGACACAUAUCACCAUGACAACGUCCCGUCGGCGUCUAUUUACCCCAUGGAUACUUAUGACCAACCUUCGUCACCAAUAGACGAAACUCUUUCCAGUAGCACCUCUUACCGGUCCUCGGUUUAUUCACACAAUAGUCUCAGAAGCAGCACUAUUAGUAGCCGCUACAAUCGAUCCAGUCAAGAUUCGGCUCUCCUAAUUUUCCAGGCAGGAAGCAUGAGCAAAGCUCAUAGAAGUAUUGGAUCUGCAUCCUCCUUGCCUGAUCUUGUCCCUUCUCUUCGCCCAAAACGUGACAGCAGAACACUUGGAGCACUCGCUACGACAACAUCUGACCCGGAACUCGUAACAAAAGUUUCUAGCCUAAAACUUGAUGACGACCAAUCUUCGGAAGUUUCUGAGCUUCAGAAUCUUCCGGUCAACCACGUACGCAAGUCAAUCAAAAACCCUAACCAUUUUGCUCCACCUCCACCCACCAUUUCUACAGCUGUUCCCGAUGCAGCGUCUAGCAUCCUUAGCCCUGUAGCUGAGAGCUUUACCGAUUCACCUCCUGCUAGACCACGCCUGAGAUCUGCUCUUUCUCGCGAGCUAUAUGCUCCUGCCUCGGUCGAGUCAUUCAUUUCCAACCACGGACGAAAGGUCUCUGCGCCUAUCAUCACUGACAGAAAUUUCCAAGAUGUCGGGCCUAGAUCAAGAUCCAACACAUUGUCUAAUACCGCCGCGGCCGCGGCUGGCAAGCGCAGAGGAAGCUACAAUCUUUUUCCCGCCCCUCCCACUACUGCCUCAAAAUAA
Sclerotinia sclerotiorum 1980 UF-70 is the source of this 2643-nucleotide messenger RNA. RefSeq lists its product as hypothetical. The record is from RefSeq and is a predicted model, not a curated record. The transcript has a single exon. The coding region runs from base 1 to 2643 and encodes 880 amino acids. Lineage: Eukaryota; Fungi; Ascomycota; Leotiomycetes; Helotiales; Sclerotiniaceae.